GAACAUGCUCCAAGCGACACGUGGCACAUCUCCUUACAAAAUGAAUCUAUCAUAGUGGCUGUUUUCAGAGGCUUUCCCAAACACAGUGUGAUCUGGAACAAACUGUGAAGCCCACGAGCCUGGUGAAGCUUUCAUUAUUGAGCACCUGCUGUAUAUACCUCCUUGAGCUGAGGAGAAGGAUCAAGAGCUCAUGGCCAAGAGGGGACGAGGCCCACCCACAAACACUGUUGAUGUGCGGCCCUGAGCUGCGGCAGGGAUGUGGCAACGCAGAAAGGAAACAGGUGGCACAGAAUGUGGUCCUGUACACAGGCGACUCCAACCUGGGGCUGAGCCAUUUGUGGCAGCUGGAGACAUCUUCAACGAGGCCUGGGAGCGGAAGAAAGCCGUGUCCUUCUACCGGGACCCGACCCUGCCCCUAGCAGUGACUACGGGCAACCGCAAGGCGGAGCCACAGCUGCAGCUGUGUAACAAGCUGGUGGCACUGCUGGCCAGGCUGGAGGAGCCCCAGGAGGGCUUGGAGGUUGCCCACAUGGCCCUAGCACUCAGCAUCACUCUGGGGGACCGGCUGAAUGAGCACGUGGCCUUCCACCGGCUGGCCGCCCUGCACCACCUGCUGGGCCAUGGCAAGCUGGCGGAGCACUUCUAUAUCAAGGCCCUGUAGCUCUGCAACUCGCUGCUGGAGUUUGACGAGGAGACCCUCUACUACGUGAAGGUGUACAUGGUGCUCGGUGACAUCAUCUUCUACGACCUGAAGGUGGGUGGG
This is a messenger RNA of Piliocolobus tephrosceles (Ugandan red Colobus), 763 nucleotides long. Its product is annotated as SH3 domain and tetratricopeptide repeat-containing protein 1-like. The record is from RefSeq and is a predicted model, not a curated record. Gene Ontology annotation, molecular function: protein binding. Bases 257 to 661 code for a protein of 134 amino acids. The transcript is spliced from 4 exons. NCBI's taxonomy places the organism in Eukaryota, Metazoa, Chordata, Mammalia, Primates, Cercopithecidae.